AUGAAGCGUACGCUGGUGUGUGUGCUGAUGGUUGCCUGGAGCCUCGGAAGUGGCGCCCAGACAGUCAACCAGCCAACAGUGGACAUGCAUGUAGUGAAGAGCAAUGUCGUGAUGCUGGACUGUAGUUACGAAGGCACCAGUGCUACCAGCUAUAUCUUCUGGUACAAAAAGAAUGGCCAGGCGGCACCAGAGUUCAUCUUGAGCCGCUUUGUGAGCGGUCAGGAAAAGACGGUGAGCAGCUUUGACAAGAGGUUCAGCUGCAGCAUGAACGCCAGUGCCCAGCGAGCUCCUCUGGUGAUCGAAGACGUGCAGCUGAACGACUCCGCCAUCUUCUACUGCGCCCUGAAGCCCACAGUGACUGACAGCUCUGCUGCACAUGCACAAAAACUCCUGUACUCCCCUCAAGUCAGAGGAAGUGGCGCCCAGACAGUCAACCAGCCAACAGUGGACAUGCAUGUAGUGAAGAGCAAUGUCGUGAUGCUGGACUGUAGUUACAAAGGCACCAGUGCAACCAGCUAUAUCUUCUGGUACAAAAAGAAUGGAAGUACCAAAUUAUUUUUUGGAAGCGGAACCAGGCUGGCAGUAGAAGCAAAGGAGGACUGGGAGCCAUCGUUCUACAAAUUGGACAAAUUGGAGGGUAACGUGACGGCUUGCCUCGCCACUGGCUUCAGCAGACAAAACGCCAUGGAGACGGCAGGAAAAGGAGACGUGUUCCAGGGAUCGCACGCUGUGCGGAUAUUGGGUGACUCGCUGUACAAUCAGGUGACACUGCUCUCGGCUGAGCACGGCGACUCAUGUGAGAAAGGUGACAGUGGACCGGGGUGGUGUCAGGACGCCUUGGCGCCAGACGAGAAGGUCAACCUGGUCUCUCUCACGGUCCUCGUCCUCCGUUUUGUCUUCGCCAAGACGCUCGCCAUCAACGGCGUCAUGACGCUGCGCCUGUGGCUCGCUGUACCCCAGUAGGCCUCCAUGCGCCACGACCAUCACCUCCCCUUUCUGAAAGGAGCGGCUGUGUAUGUGUGUAUGUGUAUGUGGUGUUGCUUUUUGAGUUAAA
This is a messenger RNA of Dunckerocampus dactyliophorus (ringed pipefish), 1054 nucleotides long. Its product is annotated as T cell receptor alpha chain MC.7.G5-like. Bases 1 to 963 code for a protein of 320 amino acids. NCBI's taxonomy places the organism in Eukaryota, Metazoa, Chordata, Actinopteri, Syngnathiformes, Syngnathidae. The record is from RefSeq and is a predicted model, not a curated record. The transcript has 7 exons.